Molecule: messenger RNA, 2513 nt
Organism: Cadophora gregata
Lineage: Eukaryota; Fungi; Ascomycota; Leotiomycetes; Helotiales; Ploettnerulaceae
Gene: YAP1
Product: DNA-binding transcription factor yap1
Exons: 3
Coding region: 208-2124 (638 amino acids)
Cellular component (GO): RNA polymerase II transcription regulator complex
Molecular function (GO): DNA-binding transcription activator activity, RNA polymerase II-specific; transcription cis-regulatory region binding
Source: RefSeq, a predicted model, not a curated record
CAUAUUCCUCCUGCGAGCUGACGCUGGACUCUCUUGCCUGUCGGUCACUCCCGUAUGUUUGUCUGUCCUUCUUCUACUUCGCCUCAUCUUCUCCUUCUUUUGACAUCACCGCACUGUCUACUUCCAAGCACCGGCGUGCACAUAGCCUGGGACUGAUUGCUGACAGUCGCCCCUCCAGUCCGUAUCUAACUCGAGAGAAUAUUCCCCAUGGAUUCUACCCAACCCAGGCCCAAUACAGUCAAUCCUCGACUCACCCUGUCUGCGCGUCAAGAGGAAUUACUGUUUGCAGCUCUCAAUUCCAAUAACAAAAUCUCAAAUCUUGAUACCUCUAGCCUUCAAUCAAAGGACCAAUUCGCAAUGGCUCCCGGUUCUUUCACCGAGUCGCCACUGCAGGCGGCUCCCGGCUCUGGCACCUUGAACGGCUUUGAGGAAAGCCCUUUCAUCGACUACGACUACGAAUUCGACGGCGACGGUAGCUUCGACUAUGGUGAUUUUACCAACGAGUCUCAAGCCCAAAUGAUCGGUAACUUGCCUGGUACCUCUUCAGAUGGAGGUGACAACGAAGCCCAUGAUAAACGAAGCCAUCCAGACGACGAUGGCGACGAGGAGGAAGGUGGCGGAAAGAGAAGAGAAGGCGAUGAGAAGGCCGCAAAGAAGCCAGGACGCAAGCCCUUGACAUCCGAACCUACUUCAAAGCGCAAGGCUCAGAAUCGUGCCGCUCAGCGGGCUUUCCGGGAACGCAAGGAAAAGCAUCUAAAGGACCUGGAAACCAAAGUCGAGGAUUUAGAGAAGGCGUCCGAGUCUGCCAAUCACGAAAACAGCAUCCUUCGGGCUCAAAUAGAGAAGAUGUCGAUGGAGUUGCGGGAGUACCGUAAGAGACUUUCGCUCAACGGAGGCGCUGCACGCACUUCCCUGGCCAAUGGCCUUCCACCGUACCUCGCAAACAACUUUGGCAAUGGAGGACUCAAUAACCCCAGUGAUGUCAAUUUCCACUUCGAGUUCCCAAGAUUUGGUCGCCUCCCUGGGCCACCAGCCACAACCACCACCAAUCCUACGAGGAGCUCAAGCUCACCAUCUGUUGCAAGUAAGCAAGCUGUUAGCCCGGUCGAGAAAGGACAGAUCAGUCCCCGCAAUCAUUCAUUGCAGUAUCCUGCGAGUAACGGUCCUAAUAAUGCUCUAACUCAAGCCCCAGCUCAACUUGAUGGUGGAGACAUGUCAAGUCUUUCCGGCCUCUUCAGUCCUUCCCUUCUUGAGAGUGUUGGAAAGAGUCCACCAUUUGAGUACUUCGCGAACACUACCAAUGGCUCAAACGGAUCCAGAUCAAGCACAGAUUCUGCUAAUGGCAACAUGAGUACUGGCCAUAAUACAUCCUACAGCUCUCCUUCAGCGUCGUCAAACUCAAAUCAUGGGCCAAGUUCGUCCUGCGGUACCUCUCCGGAACCUACUAUGCAAUCUCCGGGUUAUAACAAGCCUUUGGACAGUACACUGACUACAAUUGGCGAGGAACACCCUGCAACAACUGUAACUGGCGAAGGUGAGCUCACCUUCUGCGAUAAGCUUAACAUGGCUUGUGGCAAUCCCAACAACCCCAUUCCACGUACAAUGUCUGAGCCUGGUGCCAAUUCAGCAGGAAACUUUGAGACCCCCGCCAUUGACAUCAACGGAAUUGAUUGGUUCGCCCAACAAAACAACAACCAGUUCGACCCGCAACUUUUCGGUGAUUAUCGAGAGCCACAAGAGAACAUUCUUGCAAAUGAGCCAUUUGGAGACUCCUUCUUCACCGAUGCCUUCACUUUGGGAGAUUUCACCAGUCCCUUCAAUAUGGCACCCAGCCCUGCUGCACCUAAGAAGGACUUGGUUGCUCAAAUCGACGAGAAACAGAAUGAGGAAGACGAGGUCGUGCCAGGGGAAGACACUACGCAAAUGCUAAGCUGUAACACAAUAUGGGAUCGCUUGCAAGCAUGCCCCAAGGUCAAGGAAGGUGAAUUCGAUCUCGAUCUUCUUUGCAAGGACCUCCAAAAGAAGGCCAAGUGCUCAGAGACCGGCGCCGUGGUCAAUGAAUCCGACUUCAACAAGAUCAUGAAGUCGUACGUUGACGGCCCUGCGAAGAAGGCCUCAACUUAAGAGGAGCGUCCAAUUGAUACCAACAGACAGCAAGCAUUUUAUGGAAUUGGAGGCGUUGUUACAGGCACAAAAGGCCGUCUUCAUAAUGAGAGCCACAGAUAUAUGGAAAUGGUCACAACUGGCGUCAGGGGUUACACGUCAAAUCCCUCUUUACGAAUUGGCUUGCUUUUGGGGCACACAGGUUUUACGUGUCUCUAUGGGAGGAGAGUGUUCUUUCGCUCCAUGGUGGUGAGUCGGUAUGGACUUUUGAUGAAUUAUCAUGUCUUGGAGUUCUGCGUUUUGUUUGGCUUGGCUUAACGUGACUUGGUAGUUGCUUGCCCCGUUUUUCAUCGCAAUGCUACAAUAUAAUAAAACACUUCUGCAAUAAACAUUCUCCUCUAUUCGAAGUC